Messenger RNA from Funneliformis geosporum, 472 nucleotides. Lineage: Eukaryota; Fungi; Glomeromycota; Glomeromycetes; Glomerales; Glomeraceae. The record is from the annotation of a GenBank genome assembly.
AUGUCUGAUAUAUUAAAGGAUAGUGAUGAAGAAACAAUCUCUGAAAAUUAUGAAAGUAGUAAUGAUGAAGAAGAAAUUGAUACCAAUGACGAAAUUAUUGAUAUUGAUGAAGAAAAUGAAGAAUUAAUUGAUCCACCUUUACCUCCUUUACAAGAAAAAUUAACAAAAGCUGAUGUAUGGAAUUUUGUAGAUAAAACAACAAGAAAAUGUCCAAAUUGCGCUAAAAUUUUUGGUAAUAAAACAGGAACUAGUUCUAUUCGAUCCCAUUUAAAAAGUCAUGGAUUGUUACUUGAAAAAGAAAAGCAAACAACUUUAGAUAAUUAUGUUAAAAGACAUUCACAAGAAAUUCAAGCCAAAAAAACACAAGCAGUUAUGAAAUGGAUAAUUUUAGAUAUGCAAGCAUUCAAAGUAGUAGAAGGAGAAGCAUUUAAUAAAAUAGUAUCAAUACUUGAUUCACAAUAUCAAAUACCAA